GUGUGCUGGGAAUGCUGUGGAGCACAAGAGAGGACGUACUAUGCUUCUCUACAGUCUUCAAGGACGAAAUGGCGACACUGAUUGAAACGGGAACGAAACCGACUAAACGCCAGGUACUCAAAUGUAUCAUGAGUCUGUUUGACCCGUUAGGCCUACUGGCGUGCGUCCUAGUACACGGAAAGAUAAUAAUGCAGAGUAUCUGGCGUAGCGGCAUCAAAUGGGAUGAGUGUAUCGACGAAAACAUCUACGAAGAAUGGACUAAAUGGAUUGGCUUGUUGGACGACGUGAGCACUAUAAGAAUACCUAGGUGCUACUUCCAGAAUGCGAGUGUGGACCUGUACCGUUCUUUGGAAGCACACGUUUUUGUCGACGCAAGUGAAGUUGCAUACGCAGCUGUAGUUUACUUCCGUAUUGUCCACCAAAAUGGAACAGGAACAUGCGCUUUAGUGUCGGCGAAAACAAAGGUGGCCCCACUAAGGUACAUCUCCGUACCACGGUUGGAGUUGAUGGCGGCUGUCCUGGGGGUUAGAUUAUACUCCUUCGUGCGCGACAACCAUUCUCUCAAAAUCAAUCGAGCGAUCUACUGGUCCGACUCUGAAGUUACCCUAGCUUGGAUCCGCUCGGAACAUCGGAAGUACCGUCCGUUUGUAGCCUGUCGCGUUGGUGAAAUACUGUCGUCGACCAAUGUGAACGAUUGGAGACAUGUUCCCAGCAAGAUGAACGUUUCAGACGAGGCCACUAAAUGGACAAACGGGCUGUCUCUUGAAACGUCAAGCCGCUGGUUCAAUGGCCCAGCAUAUCUGCAACUGCCGGAGAAUGAGUGGCCCAAAUCGAAAAGAUCAAUUGUAACUACUGAUGAAGAGUUGAGGGCGUGCUAUCUACAUCAAGAGACCUACGUUCUACACUCGCCCAUAGACUACAGCCGAUUUUCCAACUGGAACCGACUGCUGCGCUCAAUAGCGUAUGUGAUCCGUUUUGGAACUCCUCGUAAACGGAACACUUCGGGAAAAAGAAUUGAUCACCUUUUAACACAUGAAGAAUUGAAGGUGGCCGAGAUUCUGCUGUGGAAAUUGGUACAAUCAGAAGCAUAUCCGGAUGAGAUUGCGAUUCUCUUGAAAAAUCGGACUCUACCGGUGGACAAACAACUAGUUCUGGAUAAGUCAAGUCCACUUUGGAGUCUCACACCUAUGCUUGACGAAAAUGGGAUUCUUCGCAUCGAUAGCCGCAUUACAGCAGCCCAAGGAGUAGCAGAAGACCUAAAGUUUCCAAUUAUAUUACCUAGGAAGCAUUCGGUUACCAGUCUAAUCGUGAACGAUUACCAUCGGAAGUUCCGGCACGGGAAUUCUGAGACGGUGGUGAACGAAAUACGACAGCGAUAUUAUGUUGCUCAUCUGCGCACCGUCGUUAAAGGACUCGAGAAGAGAUGUCAAUGGUGCAGAGUAUAUAAGGCCAAGCCAUCGACGCCAAGAAUGAGCCCUCUUCCGGAAGCACGUUUAUCACCUGGUGUCCGCCCGUUCACAUACAUCGGAGUCGAUUAUUUCGGACCAAUCCUGGUGAAAGUGAAUCGAUCCGUAUCUAAACGCUGGGUGUGCUUGAUCACGUGCCUCACAAUCCGCGCUGUGCAUGUGGAGGUUGCAUAUGACCUUUCGACGAAGUCUUGUAUUGCCUGUCUACGCCGCUUUGUUUGUCGCAGAGGAGCACCAAAGGAAAUAUAUUCAGAUAAUGGACGGAACUUCACCGGAGCGAAUCGUGUGCUGAGAGAUCAAAUCCACCAAAUCGAACGGGAAGCAGCUACGACCUUUAUCAGCACGGAGACGAAGUGGUUCUUCAUUCCGCCAUCGUGCCCUCACAUGGGUGGGUCAUGGGAGCGAAUGGUUCGUUCCAUCAAAACAGCCAUGACCAGUCUUCCGCAAGAUGAGAAACUCAACGACGAGGGAUUGCUGACGGUAUUAGCGGAGGCUGAAGCAAUCGUUAACACCCGGCCCCUUACCUACCUACCGUUGCAGUCGGCUGAACAAGAAGCAUUAACGCCCAACCAUUUCAUUAUGGGAUGUUCAGGCGGAGCUACACAACCAUUUAUGGCGAAAAAGGACUACGUGAGCGACAUCUACGCAUCCUGGGACCUGAUUCAACGACGGACUAACCAUUUCUGGAAAAGAUGGAUCCUGGAAUACCUGCCUACACUUACUAAGCGUACAAAGUGGUUUGGAGAAGUGAAGCCCCUCGAAAUUGGAGAUCUGGUCGUUGUAAUCGAUGAUACCAGAAGGAAUGGCUGGGUACGCGGACGUGUUGUAGAGGUGGCUACAGGCAGAGAUGGCAGAGUUAGGCAGGCGAUGAUUCAGACACCUGGUGGACUAUUCCGGCGGCCUGUUUCAAAAUUAGCUGUGCUGGACGUAGCAGGACGCAGUGAGGCUACUGGGCCCAUACAUCCUCACGGGGAGGGGGAUGUUGCCACGACCGCAGCACCGGCAACCCGGCCUUCGACAUCUGAAGAUUCCCUCCAUCAACGCUAGGCGCGCCACCGGACUUGACAGAUAGAUUUCAACACGACUGUAAGAAACCCUUGAUCUAUCGAUGGCAAUGUUUUGAUCCAAUGUGUGCGAUGCAUGAACGUGUUAAUCGAUGAACUCAAUUUUGCUUAAAUUUAUGAUUAAAAGUGAGAUAUUCGUGAUUGUUAUAAAUAAUUUAGUGCCUAACAGUCCUCUAUUGAAUUUCAGAUUAAGGUCUCACUAUUUGAUGCUCUUAAAGUAUCUUAAAUUGAUAGAUUACUCUAACUUUGAAUUGGUAGGUUAGUUUCUCAAAGAUUAUUGCUUUACUCGUAAACUAAUGAGAUCUUCUUCAGGUUAAAUUUGUGAUCUAAAAUUCACAUAUAUUCUUCAAAUUAAAAAUUAAAACUAUUAUACUAUGAUACAUUUUCGGUAACAAUUGGAUUAUUUGUACCGCAACUUAGCAUAAUAAUGCACUAUUAAAUGUAAGUAACAUUAAUGUUAUCGCUAUCGAACAUAACUGAAAUGGAUAAAUCUCUUUCAGCUUGAAGCAUACACUAAUAAAACUGCUAUCAAGAAUAGUGCUAAGUUUGUUUGAA
Messenger RNA from Aedes albopictus (Asian tiger mosquito), 3085 nucleotides. RefSeq lists its product as uncharacterized. Gene Ontology annotation, biological process: DNA integration. The record is from RefSeq and is a predicted model, not a curated record. Gene Ontology annotation, molecular function: nucleic acid binding. The coding region runs from base 12 to 2513 and encodes 833 amino acids. NCBI's taxonomy places the organism in Eukaryota, Metazoa, Arthropoda, Insecta, Diptera, Culicidae. The transcript has 2 exons.